GGCAACGUCGUUCUGUUGCAGUGCUUUGACGGUCAGCCUCAAGUUGUCUCUCCACCCAUUCCAUUGCUCAAAGCACAUGCAUCAAGCACGCAUCACGCACAUGCAUGGAGAACACUACCUCCACACCGGAUACUGACCCCGGGUCAGAUCAUCACGAGCCAACCUCCAAUAUCCCGGGAGAGGCUCGUCCAAUCUUUUCGCCGCCACCAUACUGGCACCACAGCAGAAAUGCUUCGUAUUCAAGCCAACUGUCUUCAGAGCGUCCACCCCCAAUCAUCCUGGAGGACCACACUUUAUCCCAAGCAGCCAGUAGAGCCGCUCUUUGGGCAAAAUCUAUUGCAAUCGACGACUAUGUCAUUGUCCAUGGAACCACGCCGGGUAUCGGAUCUUAUGUGGUAUGGAACUGCAAAGUCCAGACAUUGGAUGGCGGUCCGAUGACCAUUCGAAAGCGGUAUUCAGAGUUCGACGAGCUAAGGAGCAAAUUAAUCAAAGCCUUUCCGCACUCGACAAACUCAUCUCUGCCACCUCUGCCGCCGAAAAGCGCAAUCUACAAAUUUCGACCAAAAUUCCUCGAGAAAAGGCGCGAAGGUCUAGCAUAUUUUCUCAAUUGUGUCAUGCUCAAUCCAGAAUACGCUGGCUCGACUAUUGUCAAGGACUUUAUCUUCCCACCAGAAAUGUAGGCCAGAGCCCUCCGAACAUGGUUUGAGGUGUUCUAUUCCUCGACAAAAUCUCUCGUACAUGGCAGGUCAAAGAUGCCUGACCAACAGGACUACAUGGGACAGCUGCCUCAACUCUUCUGGGCAUCAUGACCCCAGUUCUUCAGCGACCGGUAGCUGUUGCUGUUGGUGUCUUGCUUGGCCUUCUCCUCCUGAGCCAGAUGACGCUUGUUAUACGCAGCCACUCUCCGCAUGUGCUGCAGAUCGUCCUCGUCAUAUUUGGAUGGGUCCUUCUUUGGGUUCUUUCUCAAGAUCUCGACAAUCUUCCUCCCGCUAUGGGCGUUGUUAGCAGCUGGCGACCAAAAAGCAUUCCAAAACACAUUCCCACUAGUCAACACAGACGAGGCCGUUGAGAACACCAUCGGUAGGGCCAAGUCUGGCUCUGGCUUACCUUUCAUGACCGAUACUUUCCCCCGAGCCAUCAUCCUUGGACCAGCCUGACUUCUGGGAAUCAUCUCCCUUCAGCCAUUCCUCAAGCUCUUCAGCCGUCAUGUUGACCGUGUUGUUGAAAUCUCUGUGCUUUUGUCAGGAGUGGCUUCCAUAGCAUAUGCUGCUUCCUCACUUAAUGACAUCCUCAUUGCUUUUAACCAUUGUGACGGAAGCAGUUGUGAACUCCCUUUCGGAGGACACGAGACCUGUGGGUUUGGGGUGGACGGGAUGAUGUCCAAGAGAAGUUGCUUUGAGAUGACUGAAGUACACGGCAUGGGGGAUUGAUCAUGGUAUUGUGAAUCCAAAGUUUUGACAUGAUUGGUUACGUCAUGACUUGCGGAUGGAAUUUGGUGGAGUCCGUGUGGUGGGUGUUGAGAUGUGUCGGUGUUUGGCGAGCGCAUCAACUGUCAAAGUUAGUUACGCAUGGCUGCUAACGGAGUUUCGGAUCUGGCGUGGUGUCAAGUCAGAUGUCAGUGAUGGGCAAGGCUGAAGAUCGCGCGUGAUGGCGGUGCGAAUUCCUCAACUGACUGGCCGAUGGAGCGACUUGUGCUAAAAAGCUGUAAUUUGCAUUUCAUAUCGCUGCAUUCCUGGACUACGCGCUUCCUCCAAUGCAAGGGAGAGAUGAGAUGGGUGAGUCAUGCAGGAGUCCAUCAAAAAGGUCCCGUAGAAAUAAUGUGAUGG
Messenger RNA from Exophiala xenobiotica, 1826 nucleotides. RefSeq lists its product as uncharacterized. Lineage: Eukaryota; Fungi; Ascomycota; Eurotiomycetes; Chaetothyriales; Herpotrichiellaceae. The record is from RefSeq and is a predicted model, not a curated record. The coding region runs from base 105 to 680 and encodes 191 amino acids. Gene Ontology annotation, cellular component: endosome. Gene Ontology annotation, molecular function: phosphatidylinositol-3-phosphate binding. The transcript has a single exon.